Iphiclides podalirius (scarce swallowtail) is the source of this 426-nucleotide messenger RNA. The record is from the annotation of a GenBank genome assembly. Lineage: Eukaryota; Metazoa; Arthropoda; Insecta; Lepidoptera; Papilionidae.
AUGUUGGACGCAGACGAACCGUUUAAACCGGAUCAGGCCUAUGAGUAUUUUGUUAAUCUGCGAAAAACCAAGAAGAAAAGAAAUAAGAAGCGUGUACAACAAAUAAAAAAAGAUAUGAUUGCAUUAUGUGACGAUAAAAGAUUCUUAUGGGCUAGAAAUGCAACGAUUGCAUUUGCAAGAGGUAUUCAACAACGUUUAUCAAAGCCGGGACGUUACGCACUUGGAGACGGAAUGCUGCGAUUAUCAAAUGUGAUCCUACAUGAUGUUUGUGGAUAUGCGAGAAUGAAAACCCCAUUAAGAAACUCAAACAACCCAAAAGCACGCUUCAUGAUGGAGAUGUCUGACAAGAUUGCGGUUUGGAUCGAUGAAAUUCUUAUGGAAUCUGAGGAUCGCAUGCUGAUGAUGGACUUUGACGAAGAUGAAGGU